CUUGUGCAGUGUAAAGAGGAUUCAUGCGGGAAAAAUGCGAUUUGUUUCGUUAAUCACCACAUGAUCAAUUGUGUCUGUCCAAAUGGUUAUACCGGUGAUCCAUUCAAAGGUUGCACUGUGAAAUCGAUGAUUGCUGGCAUGGCCGGUGAUCCACACUGCCGGACAUUCGAUGAACAACGUUUUGACUACAUGGGAACAUGCCCAUAUUACUACGUUGUCCCCUGCGGCACAUCAUUUCCGAAGCCAUUCGGAUCAUUUUGGCUCAAAGCCAAAAACCAACUUUCCUUUCCGAAUGCACAUGUUUCUACAGUUUCCGAGUUCGAGGUGCAUCUUCAGGAUCAGACAUAUCACGUGGAUAGGAUGUACAAUUUGUAUAUGAAUGGCAUCCAUGUUACAAUGCCACACCAUUUCCCAGACAGGAAAAAUUCCAAGGUUCGAUUUAGCAGUACUGCAACGCAAAAUCGCUCGGACUGUCUAAGUGGGUCUUCGAUGCAAUACCGUAUCUGGCACUGCAAAGCAUGCAUUACUUAA
Molecule: messenger RNA, 531 nt
Organism: Gongylonema pulchrum
Lineage: Eukaryota; Metazoa; Nematoda; Chromadorea; Rhabditida; Gongylonematidae
Source: the annotation of a GenBank genome assembly